CUAUAAAUACUCCCCUCUAACCCGGUCGACGGCUGUCAAAAUUUAAACAUAGCAACCUUUUUGGCAGUUGUCCCGUUGGUUCAAUAACAUCAGGCACUAUUGUUAUUUCGAAAAAAUGUGCGAACAAUUCUGUGAUAAAUUUGAGACAUUCAAUCCGGAGAUUGAAUUUGCCAAGUUUCAAAAACGCAAGCCAGUCGUGAGGACUGCCCAGCUCUAUGAGAAUCUGCACAAGCGUGAGGAUAUCAAGUGCCCCUACAGCUUUAAGGGAUAUGGCGUGGAGACGGACGCCAAUACAAUGUACCGCACUUGCAACUCGGAAUAUGGUUACUAUGCACCCAAUGCCUACACCAUCCCAAAGCGUUUUUAUCCCUUGCCCCAGAAUUUCUCCAAUGAAGUCGUGCGCUUCGGCAUGUAUCGCAAUUUCUCAUUGAACACGCACAUGGAUCGCACAUUCUACUAGGACUGGGUUUAUCCGAAAACCCUUCUACAAAUCAAAUCAAAUCACUCCUAAAACGUUUUAAAUUUCUACACACUUUUAUGGUUUUCUAUUCUAUUUAGAAUUUAGAAUUCUGGUCAACAAGUGCCUGCAUCUUUCUCGAACAUUUACCUUACAAAGCAACCUUCAAGAAAUCUAUCAAUAACAAAUUUCAAAAUGUAAAACAAACAAAAAAAUAAAUAAAAAUUUAAG
Drosophila eugracilis is the source of this 688-nucleotide messenger RNA. RefSeq names its product UPF0691 protein C9orf116 homolog. The transcript is spliced from 3 exons. Gene Ontology annotation, biological process: axoneme assembly. Bases 116 to 460 code for a protein of 114 amino acids. Lineage: Eukaryota; Metazoa; Arthropoda; Insecta; Diptera; Drosophilidae. Gene Ontology annotation, cellular component: axonemal microtubule. The record is from RefSeq and is a predicted model, not a curated record.